CAAGCUACCGAGCUGUCAAAGUAUGGCGCAAUAACUAGCUAAGUGGUUAGCCACUAGCUAAGUUUUCAACAUCGUCAGCGCGUUACGUAGCUGCUGGUUAACUGAAAACCUUGCAUUCUUAGCUAGGUUUACACAUAUUUCAUAGUUUAUAUUUUACACUCCUUUAUACUCCUUAAACACAAUGAAUCUCAGAGUGAUGAGGCUGCAUCUUCCCCAGGGCCUCUGCAUAUCAUGUCACUGAUCCUGUUCGCCUUUGUAGCUCGGGUCAGGGAUGGACUCCCUCUCUCUGCCUCCACAGAUUUCGAACACAACAAAGAGCUGCAGGAGCGCAAACAGCAGCUGAAGAGCAUAUCUAAGGCCCUCGCCCUUUUCCCAGAGAGAGGGACAGUCAAGGGCCGCGAGCUUAACAUAUAUUUUAUCUCCUCAGAUGGUGUCUCCUAUAUGGCCGUUUGCUCCUGUAGACUCCCCACCGCCAUGGCCUUCUGUUUCCUGGAAGAUCUCAGAUGGGAGUUCACAGCAUGCUUUGACAGCACCACAGUCUCUUUGGCAUCCAGGCCAUAUCCAUUUUUGGAAUUUGACAGCAUCAUUCAGAAGGUGAAGCAGCACUACUGCCAGAGUGGCGGGCCCGCUCUGGGCAGCAGUUUAGCCGAAGUGCAGGAGGACCUGAGGACGAGACCUCCAACAGUCCUCAACCUGGAGGACAUGGAGCUGAGCAACGGGGCGGCCAACGGGCAUGUAGAGUCAGCGCCAGGAUCGGGCCAGAGUCAGAGACUAGAGCCGGUGACAGCUCCUGGAGUCCUCUCUCUGGUCCUCAACAUCAUGUGUGCAGCUCUUAACCUCAUUCGCGGGGUGCAUCUCAUUGAGUACUCUUUCCAGGAUGAUUAUGAGGGAAUAUGGAAUGUCAUUGCAUUUCUUUUGGCAUUUAUCUGCUGUCUCUUUCAGUGCUACAUGUACGUGUUCUACUCAUCGUUAAAGAAGCUGAAGUCCUUCACCCUACUGACCCUCAUUAUUCUAUGCAACAUCUUUCUCUUCGGCCUGCGGAACGUUUGGCAGCUGGUCUUCCACAUAGCAGUGGCGUCUUUCUCCACGUAUCUCAUCCUGUCCAGGAAAGCUAUGGAGAGGACAGCUGACUGUGGAGUCUAAGCCCACUGCAGGACUGGCCUCACCAAUCAGAAAGUUGAAUGUGGUAACAAAACACGUCAUUUACUCUAGUUUUAUCACUUGUAAUUUUUUUUUUUUAAUCACAUAACGUGCUUAUGUUUAUUUGUACUAUGUUUACAAAACACACUACACUGAUGUAGUUGUAGUAUGUUUUUUGUCUGAAAGGAAGGAAAUGUUGGUGCUUAGCAGUGUAUUGGAGUUUCCACAAUGCUCUGCAUAUAAGCCAACUGACUAAGCCAAAAUGAAAGCAAUAGGUAAAGAACUGACGGAUGUUCAUGGAAUUAUUGAAAUGUGUUUAAUGUCAGUGAUUUGGAGCAAAUGAAUGUUUUGCAUAUUAUUGCAUAAAUGUACUGUUCUAGAGUCUUACCUAUAACUAGGAUUUGACGACUCAACAAUUGAAACUGUAAAGAAAACUGAAGAAAACCCUAAUUUAUGAAUUAUACAAGUCAAAUACAAUAUGUUGAAACCAGUAAUAUCUAUCUAAAAUGAUUGCACUAAAGAGAGAGCUGCUUUGUGGCUAUUCUGGCUAUUCAGUCAUGUGGCUCUAUAGUGUACCUCAAAACUUGAGUAUUUAUUUUAACACAGUUUAUUUUUCUGUUAAAUUAACUGAACAUGUGAAGAAGAAAAAACUGAAAAAUAAAUAGUAAAAUCAAAAUUAAGGCAAAGCUACAAAGUGGGAAUUGAAUUGUGUCAUAGUAGAAAAGUGUCAGCUACCUUAUUUCUCAUCCAGUUCUGAGUAAUGCUGUAUUUCCACACUACAGACAGGGCUAUUCCCGCUCUUGCUGUUUCAGUUCAUUUAGAUGAAAACAGAUGCUUCGUACUGUUUAAAAACCUAAACAGACUGGCAACUGUUAGAAAAACGUCCCUGUAAAAUACCCUUAAAUAAAGUUAUUGUCCUACUUGCACAAAAGUACAAAAGCAGAUUUAGUGGUAAACAUAUGAAGGUAAUUCAGGAGAGGUUUUAGAAGCACAAACAUGUGAAACAGCUUGAGGCCGAUGUGAUGUGAUAUACUUACGUGUAUUGUAAUUUUCAGCUUUGAAAAAUCCACAGUAUGUAUACAUAUGUUCUUCAUUGUUUACUACCACUCUGCUAACAAAAAACGUCAUAUACUGUAAAUGCAUGGCACUAUGAGGUUGUGCUACCACCCAGAAUGUGCUGUAGGAUUCAGUCCUUUUCAAACACCCUGUAAUGCUAUGAUAUACUGUAAAGGAAAACAAAUUUUAAAAUGUAGGAAAUGUAUCCACAUAGUUUCUAGUAAGGAUGUAGAUAUUAUAUAUAGGUAUGUCAUAGACUUAUCCUACGCAUUUAGUAAAUGGUUGUUAAUGUUUUGGCUAAUUAGGUUCUUUUGUGUUAAUUAACAUUUUGCUCAGUUUUUUAGAUGUUUUGACAGCGACCAAAAACAUUUGAUGUUUACAGACUUUUUACAAACAAAAAUAAUUACAUUGUACCUAAUCAGAUUUGUCCCUAAUUAAAUAAUCAGUAACAAGAAAAUUGACGGCCCAUUGUAGAAAUAACUGGGAGAGAACAAUAAACAAAAAAGGUAAAUCAAUAACCAAUCUGCAGGUAAAAAGCCACAUCUCUGAAUAGAAGCAUAUACCUGUUAUUACAGAAAAUAACAUAUAAAGAAAUGGGGGGACUAUCUUGAAAAACCUAUAAAUAAUACAACAUAAUUUUUAAUCUUAAUUAGACACAAUGUAGCCAUAAUGUAGGUGAUGCGAUGCCAGGAUUGGAAAUCACUGAAGAAGACUUUUAAGUAUGUUUGGUAAUUGUGGUAAUGCCUUAUAACAGUAUUAGCGUUGAUAUCAAUGGUAACUUCUUAGAAAGGUUAUUUCAUAUGUGGGAUAGGAAUGUAUGUACAGUUAGGCUAAUUUCGAGUGUGUUCAAUUUUAAACCAGGUAGCUAUAAUCAAACAAAAACGUAA
This is a messenger RNA of Megalops cyprinoides (Indo-Pacific tarpon), 3083 nucleotides long. RefSeq names its product SEC22 homolog C, vesicle trafficking protein (gene sec22c). The transcript has 7 exons. NCBI's taxonomy places the organism in Eukaryota, Metazoa, Chordata, Actinopteri, Elopiformes, Megalopidae. Gene Ontology annotation, biological process: endoplasmic reticulum to Golgi vesicle-mediated transport. Bases 232 to 1143 code for a protein of 303 amino acids. The record is from RefSeq and is a predicted model, not a curated record.